Molecule: messenger RNA, 847 nt
Organism: Prosopis cineraria
Lineage: Eukaryota; Viridiplantae; Streptophyta; Magnoliopsida; Fabales; Fabaceae
Product: NAD(P)H-quinone oxidoreductase subunit O, chloroplastic
Exons: 7
Coding region: 87-635 (182 amino acids)
Cellular component (GO): plasma membrane
Molecular function (GO): oxidoreductase activity, acting on NAD(P)H, quinone or similar compound as acceptor
Source: RefSeq, a predicted model, not a curated record
AUUGGGAAUGGAGUAUUACUAUUAUCCUCAUCUCUUUCCCAUUCUCUUAUCUCUGAACUGUAAGACACAAGAAUAGUGUCUAUCCCAUGGCUUUCAAUGGAACCCUAUGGCACAAGUCCUUCUCACCUUGCGUUCAUUUUCCACACACCCUAAGAAGUAAACCUCUUCAUUUGCAAUCCCCAUCGAUUAUUAUUCGAGCACAGCAAGAUGCUGCAGCAGACAAGCCAAACACUUCUCAGGCCAAGACUGCUGAAGGAUCCUCCAAUGCUCAACCUUCUACCGCCGUUCCGAAAACUCCCAAAAAGCCUGUCUAUUCCAUGAAGAAAGGUCAGAUUGUGAGGGUGGACAAGGAGAAGUAUCUCAAUAGCAUCAAUUACCUCUCUGUUGGGCACCCACCUUAUUACAAAGGAUUAGACUACAUUUAUGAAGACCGGGGCGAGGUCUUGGACCUUCGUAUAUUUGAAACAGGAGAAUAUGCACUUGUAAGUGACUUCUUCUUUACCGUACCAAUGAAUAAUGAUUAUAUGUGGGUUGAGCAAAGUCAGAUCGCAUGGGUAGGAAUCCCCACAGCUCCAGCCUGGCUUCCUACAGACAUGCUUAUCAAGUCAGAGAAGCUCAACUAUGAUAGACUGUGACCUUGGCUUGGAGAACGAAAUUAUGCUAAAAAGGGGAGAAUUCACAUUGUUUUUCUGAAGUUGCAAGAUAGAAGGACUAUAAUUGAUUGGUUUAGAACACCAUUGCCACUUCAUACAGCAUCUUCGAUGAAGAAUUAUGUAAUCAUUUCAAAUGAGUUGUAAACCAUUUGAGAUAAUCAUAAUCGCCAGCCAGCAAAAGUUUUUAGUAAUAA